This is a messenger RNA of Silurus meridionalis, 4297 nucleotides long. RefSeq names its product protein NLRC3-like. NCBI's taxonomy places the organism in Eukaryota, Metazoa, Chordata, Actinopteri, Siluriformes, Siluridae. The transcript has 12 exons. Gene Ontology annotation, molecular function: zinc ion binding; protein binding. Bases 130 to 3258 code for a protein of 1042 amino acids. The record is from RefSeq and is a predicted model, not a curated record.
GCUCUUAUUUUCCCUCUACUUCAACACUCGGCUCAGUGAAAGUGAAAGUGCGCAGAUCAGACCCGCACUAAGGAGAGAUUAGAUCAGACCCGCACAACAAAGACCGAUAAAACUGGAAACCUAAGUGCAAUGGAGAAUCCAGACAUGGAAGAGCCUCAGUGCUCUCAAGGUGCUGAGAAAGAAACCAUCCAGACUGAGCAAGUAAAAGCGAGUCGUCAUAAGAGGAAGUCUCCUUCACCAAGUCAACUUUCAAUGAAGAGUGAUGAUUCAAUGAUUCAACCAGUUCAUUUUACUUCAGGCAAAAGAGUUCAAAAGACUUCUCCAUCACCAGACCAACUUUCGAUGAAGGGCGAUGAUGACUCAAUGAUUCAACCAGUGCAUUUCGGUCAAGGAGAACAGCAGAAACACACCGGGAGGUCUCCUUCACCAAGUCAACUUUCAAUGAAGAGUGAUGAUUCAAUGAUUCAACCAGUUCAUUUUACUUCGGGCAAAAGAGUUCGAAAGGCUUCUUCAUCACCAGGCCAACUUUCAUUGAAGGGCGAUGAUGACUCAAUGAUUCAACCAGUGCAUUUCGGUCAAGAAGAACAGCAGGAACAAACCGGGUUUCGAAAGGUUUCGCCAUCUGAAGUUGUAACAACUGAAGUUAUAGCGACUGGUGAUGUGGAACCAAAUCUCUGCCAGGAACACUACAAGGUUUUGGAUAUGUUCUGCAAAACUGACCAGGCAGCUAUUUGUAAGGGGUGUGCAGUGAAGCAGCACAAAGAACAUGCAAAACAAUACAUCAAGAUAUCAACAGUUCCCAAUACUCUGAUCACACUACAGAACAUACUGGAUAGAAUGACAGCCUCAGAGUUUCGGGAGUUUAAAAGAAAUUUGGGUUAUGAAUACCCAGAGUGCUUUGAGACAUUGCCUAAUACUCGUAGCACUCGAAAGGAUAUUGCUGAGAGUAUGAUGGAAAGUUUCUCCGAAGAUGAAGUUCUGAAAGUCACAGUUAAUUUGGCCUCAAUUAAGCCAGUAUCCAGAUGUCAAGAAAAAAUAAAGGAAACACUACGGAGGAAAUUCUGGCAUGUUCAUGAAGGACUUGCCUUACCCAAGACACAAGUUGUGUUGUAUGACACUUACACAGAGCUCUAUAUCACUGAGGGUGGAAGUGAUGCAGUCAAAGCGGAACAUGAAGUGAGACUAAUUGAGAAAGUUGACAAAAAUUGUAGCAAUCAAGAAAACCCUGUUAACUUGACAGGCAUUUUUCGGUCACCGAGCGGUGAUGUCAGAACUGUUUUAACCAAAGGUAUCGCUGGAAUUGGAAAAACAAUUUCCGUUCAGAAGUUCAUGCUAGACUGGGCAGAGAACUCUGCCAAUCAAGACAUUGAUCUUAUAAUUCCUCUGUUUUUCCGCGAUCUUAACCUUGAGAAGGAACCCUGCAGUCUGAUAGAGCUUAUGCGGAAAUUUUUCUCCGAGCUCAAAGAAAUCGAAAGCUUCGAGAAUGGCAUUAAGAUUUUGCUCGUUUUGGAUGGUCUGGAUGAAUGUCGGAUCCACUUGGACUUUCAUAACACCAGGACAUGCUGCGAUAUAAUGGAGCCAAUAUCUAUGGAUGUCCUUUUGACAAAUUUAAUAAAAGGCAAUCUACUGCCCAAAUCUCUACUGUGGAUCACUUCUCGUCCAGCCGCGACCAAUCAGAUACCCUCAGAGUGUGUACAGCGGGUGACUGAAGUUAGAGGCUUCAGUGACCCACAGAAAGAAGAGUACUUUCACAAGAAAUGUAAGGACCCUCAUAUGGCCAACCUGAUGAUUAAGCAUGUGAAGUCAUCUCGAAGCAUGCACAUCAUGUGCCACAUCCCGAUCUUCUGCUGGAUUACAGCAACUGUCCUGGACAUACUGAUAAGAGACAGUGAAAUUGGUGAGAUUCCAAAAAAUCAGACUCAGUUGUACAUUCAUUAUUUACUCAUACAGACCGGUUUGAAGAACAGGAAGUACCAGAAAGCUAUUAACGGAGACCUGCGCAAGUUGACGCAAAGUGACAAAAGCAUGAUUUUAAACUUGGCCAAGUUAGCGUUCCAGGGAAUGACUAAAAACACUCUGAUCUUCUAUGAAGCAGACCUGAAGGACUGUGGGAUUGACAUCAAUGACGCAGCAGAAUUCUCAUCUCUGUGCACACAGUUGUUUAGAGAAGAGUUUGGAUUGUACAGAGAGCGAGUCUUCUGUUUCCUACACCUCAGCAUACAGGAGCAUUUGGCUGCCAUUUACGUUCUGAACCAGUGUUUGACUGAGGGCAUGAAUGUUCUUGCUUCGUCUGGUAGCCAAUCCACGAAGCAGAAUCAGAAGACCACGUUAACGAACUUGCUUAAGAGCGCAGUGAUUAAGGCUUUAGAAAACAAGUUCGGACAUUUUGACCAAUUUCUUCGAUUCUUUUUGGGACUUUCUACCGAGUGUAACAGACAGCUCCUACAAAAUCUUUUGCCUCAGAUUGGAAAAGAGUCCCUUGAGAAUGAUAAAAUUGUCCAAUUCAUCAAAGAUAAGAUUGCUGAGGAAGCCAGAACAGAGACAGAAACGAUUAACCUUAUCCAUUGUUUGAAAGAACUGGGUGACAUAGGUUUGGUGAACGAAAUUCAGGAGAGUUUGGAUUCUGGUACAAUCUGUGACAUGGAAUUAAAUCCAGUGCAAUGUUCAGUGCUGGCUUAUAUAAUACUGAUGUCAAAGGAUGUAAUGGAAGUCUUCGACCUGAAGAAAUACAAAACAACACAAGCAUCCAGUCGUCACAGAUUACUUCCGAUCGUCCGUGCGUCGAAGAAGGCAAUACUCUGUGACUGUGAACUCUCAAGAAACUCAUGCGAGAUUGUGGCAUCUGGACUCCGUAUAGCCAAUUCUCCUGUCAGAGAACUAGAUCUGAGCCACAACCCCAUAGGAAACGAUGGGUUUUUGGAUCUUUGCAAAGGACUGAAAAGCCCUCACUGUCAACUUGAGAUAUUGAGGCUUGAAGCCUGCGAGAUUACAGACAAGUCCUGUGCAAAUUUAGCGUUUGCAUUCAAGAGCACUCCAUCCAGCCUUCAAGAGUUAGACCUCUCUUCAAAUGAACUGACCGACGAAGGGGUGAUGAUGCUUGAACCGUGGUUGAAAAGUGAGAACUGUAAAGUGCAAAGACUGAGGCUAAAGCAAUGUCGCCUUACAAAGAGUUACUGCAAGCACCUCGCUGAAGUGUUGACUUCUUCCUCAACAAAGAAAAUUAAUCUGGAUCUGACAGGAAAUGACUUGGAAGAUUAGAAAGGUUUCAUGUUGAAUGAUAGAGAAAUGUCUGAUUCUGAAUUGUGUGACUUUUGUAAUUGGGAAAUAUUUACAUACUCACUGAAUAAUGUUAAUAAGUAGAUAACUAGAUAAGUAAAAAUGUACAUAAAUAUGAACACUAACAGUAAGCUUUUUUUUUUUUCCACUAAAAGCUUGGCAGCUUCUUGUAAGGUGACCGUGUCCAAUCUACAGUUUUGAUAGUGAAUGCAGGAGAUUUCAGACACGUUGAGGAAACAAAUCUUUUUUUCCACUAAACUCAUAAAAUCCGUUUUUUUAAUAUCUUAAGAUGUUCAAAUAGAUUUUGUAGUGAGGUUGUGGAGAUUUGUGUUCAUUCAGCUAUAAGGCUGUUAGGAAAGUCAGAUGCUGAUGUAGGUGAGAUGAGGACACCUGGGCUGAAGACAGUGUUUCAGUUCACCCCAAAGGAGUUUCAUAGGGUUGAGGUCAGUGCUCUAUAGCAGGACAUUCAAGAUCUUCCACUUCAUCCUAUGUAACUUAUAGUCAUCCUGGAGCAGGAUCUGUACACAGGGGCAGUGAUGAAUAGGUUUGGGUUCAAGUGAAGGGAAAAUGUAGUGCUACUACAUCCAAAAACAUCUUGUACAAUAUUCUGCUGCCAACUUUGUUGUAACAGUUUGGGGAAGAACCACAAAUGGCUGGAAAAGUCCGGUGUCCCAAUACUUUUGUCAAUAUAUUGUAGUGUAGCUCACCUAAUAGCACGGCACGGAAAACACUUCACUGAAGGCGAAUUUAUAAAGGAGUGUCUGAUUAAAGUUGCCACUAUAAUUUGCCCAGAAAAGAUGCAAUAUUUUAAAAACAUCAGUCUCUUAAGCAAACAGUUUUGCUCAUGAGGCUGUUCAAGACUCGUAUCUCUACUACACGACUUACUCCUGAAAUCCAGGGCACAUCACUGUUCACAUUAAUAAAGUUAAUAGUGAGUAAAAUAAUUAUUGAAAGCAAUAUAUUGUAAAGAUUUUUAGGUAAGAAAUGUAUAUAAUUGGGCAUAUAUAUAUAUAUAAAUAUA